AUGCCGGCGCUGUGCGGAGCUGGUGACUCCGGCCAGCCUGCCGUGGCGCGCGGAGAGCUGGGCCCUGUUCUGCCCGAGAGCGAAAGCACCGUCCUUCGUGGUCUAUGUAUUGAUACAACAUAUUUUCUGAAGACUGUAAUUUCCCUUUUCUUCCCUUUCACCAAAGGAUAUGGUUUUGGGUUAAUAAAACUUGAUUUGAAAACAAAAUCCGAAAAUGGACUGGAAUUUACAAGCUCAGGUUCAGCAAACUCAGAAACGAGCAAAGUUAGUGGUAGUUUGGAAACAAAAUACAAAUGGGUGGAAUAUGGAUUGAUGUUCACAGAAAAGUGGAACACCGAUAACACGCUAGGCACCGAGAUUACUCUCGAAGACCAGCUUGCACGUGGCCUGAAGCUGACCUUUGAUUCCUCCUUCUCUCCUAACACUGGGAAGAAGAGUGCUAAAGUUAAGACAGGGUACAAAAGGGAACACAUCAACAUCGGCUGCGACAUGGAUUUUGAUAUUGCUGGUCCUUCAAUACGUGGAGCCCUGGUGGUUGGCUACGAGGGGUGGCUGGCAGGUUACCAAAUGACUUUUGAGACAACGAAGUCUAGAGUAACCCAGAGCAACUUUGCUGUUGGCUAUAAGACCGAUGAAUUCCAGCUUCAUACUAAUGUGAACGAUGGAACGGAAUUUGGAGGCUCCAUUUACCAGAAGGUGAAUGAUAAACUGGAAACUGCUGUGAAUCUUGCUUGGACAGCCGGUAAUAGCAACACUCGCUUUGGAAUAGCAGCCAAGUAUCAGAUUGACCCAGAUGCCUCUUUUUCUGCUAAAGUGAACAACUCCAGUCUGAUUGGAUUAGGAUACACUCAGACUUUAAAGCCAGGUAUCAAACUGACAUUGUCAGCUUUGUUGGAUGGCAAGAAUGUCAACGCAGGUGGUCACAAACUUGGUCUAGGAUUGGAAUUUGAAGCAUAAGGAGUGAUUCUACAAUCACUAAUUUGAAAAUACAGCAUAGCUACCUUCAGAAUAUAGUGUACCUUUCAAUGUUUUAUGUCUGGGGUGCAAGUAUUGCUAAGUAUCAGUCCUGCUAGUCCUGGUUAAAGACAGCUAAGCUUUAAAAAUGAUGUUGUGAAAGAAAUGGAGACAAAAGCAUAAAAAAAAAUCCUAAUUCCAGGCUUUUUUUUGGAAUGCUGUUGCCCAUCACAUCUGUCAGCUGCCACGUGAUAGGAAGUAGGAAGGUAUUGAUUACCUUUACUAGCAUAUUGACUGCGCAAGGAAUAUGUUAAUGUGGUAUAAAAACUGAGACGUUAAGAAUCGCAGACCACUACAUUGUACUGUUAAUUCCGUAAGCAAAAUGUUCCGACACUUAAGGUUUCAAUUCACAAUGGAAUGUGCAAUUUGUCUGAAAAAGGGAUUUUAAAAAAAAAAAAAUUUUUUUAGAUAGGCAUUUCAUAAAUGGCUUGUCCUUUUUUGUUACCUUGCACCUACAGCUGUCUCCAGAAUGCUUUAGGUUGUCCACC
Molecule: messenger RNA, 1502 nt
Organism: Nipponia nippon (crested ibis)
Lineage: Eukaryota; Metazoa; Chordata; Aves; Pelecaniformes; Threskiornithidae
Source: RefSeq, a predicted model, not a curated record